UAUUUUAAGUAUAAAUUUAGGAAUUCUGCGAGAUGCGACGCGGCAAGGUGUUUAUUUAGUAUUCAACCUGUAUGGCUACCCUGUAGAAUUGGAAUCGUACUAUCAUAAAUCUAUGGUCCGUCAUAUUCGGUAGUUCCACUCUUCAUAUCAAUAAAACAAUUUGGAAUUCUUUUUGAUUAUUAUUUUUUUGCAACGGCCAUGACUAUUUUGUAGUUGGUCGUUUUAAUGUAUUCUUCAUUUGUUAUGUAUUUGAAACGAGUUAAAUUCUAGGUUUAUUUGGAAUUUACUAUUAUUGCAGUUUUUUCAUAACGGUUAUUUGUUAAUUACCAAUUUUUCGACUCUAAGGUAUCACUUUAUACGAGUGUUUAUUUGAAAAAUCGUCAAUAUUGUUUAACAGCAAUUAUUAAACUUUUAUUUGUAAUCUCAAAUAUUCCGUUAUUUCUAUAUUAAUAAAAUGACUGAACAAAACAUUUUAGACAAGUCUAUGAGAAGUGUUUUUGUUGGAAAUAUUCCGUAUGAGGCAACUGAAGAAAAACUAAAAGAUAUAUUUAAUGAAGUAGGACCGGUUAUCUCAUUUAAAUUAGUGUAUGACAGAGAAACHGGUAAACCUAAGGGUUAUGGAUUUUGUGAAUAUAAAGAUCAAGAGACUGCACUUAGUGCUAUGCGUAAYCUCAAUGGCUAUGAAAUCGGAGGUCGUACUCUACGUGUUGACAAUGCCUGUACAGAAAAAUCCAGACUAGAAAUGCAAUCACUAAUGAUGGGAAUGCCUACUUCAGAAAGUCAUUAUGGAGAUGCAGUUAAUGCAGAAAAAGCACCAGAAAUAAUAAACAAUGUAGUUUCCACUUUACCUCCAGAACAAUUGUUUGAACUUAUGAAACAAAUGAAAGAAUGCAUUCAAAACAAUCCUGUAGAAGCUAGAAAUAUGUUACUCCAGAAUCCUCAACUUGGUUAUGCAUUAUUGCAAGCACAAGUGAUCAUGAAAAUUGUAGAUCCAGAAAUUGCUAAAGUAAUUAUAAAUUGCAUAUGUACUAGUUUAAAUUAUUGUUAUUGUCAAUUUAUAUUUCAUGAAACUUAUAAUAUAGAUUGGCAACAUAACAAUAUACUGUAUCAUGGGCAAAGCACAAGCCAAGAUUUAAGACAGCCACCACCAAAUCAAAUGCCGUUCCACCCACCACCGCCUCCAUUAUUGUCCAAUACUGAACCUCCUCAGUCAUUUAUGGCUUCUAGAGAUUAUCCUCGGACAUCACCUAUGGAUUCAGAUAAUCGAUCAUUUGGAGAUAUGUUUAGAGAUCCUAGAGCUAAUAAUAAUUUUAUGACAAUGCCACCACCAAUGAUUGUACAUCAACAAGUAGGACCAGACCAAAAAGUUUCUCCAAGAACUGUCCAGUYCUCUCAACCUCAAGCUCAACAAGCAUCUAAUCAAAUAGUUAAAACAUCUGAUUCAGAAAAGGCUGCUUUGAUAAUGCAAGUAUUAAAGUUAACUGAUGCACAGAUUGCAAUGUUGCCUCAUGAACAGCGUGAAAGUAUACUUCAACUGAAAGAAAAAAUUUCCAAUUCUUCUAAAAAGAAAGAUUAAUUCUCAUUUAUUUAUUUAUUUUGUUUUUGUAUAAACUGUUUUCAUUUACACUAAUACUAUUUAAAUUUAUGGUGAUAA
Messenger RNA from Diuraphis noxia (Russian wheat aphid), 1654 nucleotides. Its product is annotated as cleavage stimulation factor subunit 2-like. Gene Ontology annotation, molecular function: mRNA binding. NCBI's taxonomy places the organism in Eukaryota, Metazoa, Arthropoda, Insecta, Hemiptera, Aphididae. Gene Ontology annotation, biological process: mRNA 3'-end processing. Gene Ontology annotation, cellular component: mRNA cleavage and polyadenylation specificity factor complex. The record is from RefSeq and is a predicted model, not a curated record.